AUGACCGAGGUUGAAAUAAUGCAGGAUCCGGGCGAACCAGAGGCGAAACGAAUGAAGCAAGGCACAGUUAUUAUUCAGCUACAGGAUGAAUCUGGAAAUAAAUGUGGAGAUCCGAUCGAAGUUCCUGAAAAUGUGACGGCCGCCCAACUAUCAGAUUUGACAAACUCAUUUUUGGAAAGUCCCGAUGAAAAACACGCCUUCUAUACUAAUUCAGUGGAAAUUUUGAAGAACCUUGGCGAUACAUUGGAAGAAAUCGAUCAAAAGACGGAAGGAACAAUAGUCGUUGUCUACAGCCCGAUUGCUGUCUUCAAAGUUAGAGCCGUCACACGUUGCUCCAGCGAAAUUCAAGGUCACACUGAAGCUAUUUUGACAGUGAGCUUUUCACCAGAAGGAAGAUAUCUCGCUUCGGGAUCAGGCGACACAACGACUCGUCUUUGGGAUUUAUCUUCUGAAUCACCCCAGUUCACUCUGGAGGGUCACAAAAGUCACAUUCUCGCCAUCGCCUGGGCUCCAGACUCAAAGAAGAUUUGUACUGGAUGCAAAAGUGGCCAGAUUCGAUUGUGGUCCCCAAAAACUGGGAAACAAAUAGGAAAAGUAAUGUCGGGUCACAAACAAUGGAUAACAGGAAUCGCUUGGGAACCCCUUCACCAAGACGGCUCAUGCAGACGGUUCAUCUCGUCAUCAAAAGAUACAAAUGCGAUUAUUUGGGAUGCUGUAAAACAGACAAAGCUGAUCACGCUUUCGAACCAUCAGUCAUCCGUUACUUCGGUUGUUUGGGGAGGACAGGGACUUAUCUACACAGGAAGUCAAGAUCGAGUCGUCUCAGUUUGGCGUCCAGAUGGUACUUACUGCCGCGCGCUCAGAGGACACGCGCAUUGGGUGAACUCGCUCGCUUUGAAUACUUCUUACAUAACGCGCACAGGAGCGUUCGAGCCAGCAAAAGCGAAACAAGCAAAUCAACUACCUGAGGACCCGGCUAUUCUCCAGAAAGAAGCACGAGUUCUCUAUGAUAAAUAUUUGAAAUCGAUUGGGGGGUUCGAACGUCUUUGCUCCGCAUCUGACGAUCAUACCCUGUUUCUCUGGAAACCUGAAAGCGAUAAAAAGCCCUUGAGUCGACUGACAGGUCACCAGGCAACGAUAAACGAUGUAAAAUUCUCACCUGAUGCGCGAUACUUGGCGAGUGCUAGUUUUGACAAAUCCGUUAAGCUAUGGUGUGGGAAGACGGGGAAGUUUAUUUGCGCCUUUAGAGGACAUGUGCGCCCAGUUUAUACACUGGCUUGGUCACUGGACUCACGAAUGAUUGUCAGCGGAUCAUCUGACUCAACCCUCAAGUUGUUCGAAGUCUCCACAAGAAAGUUAUUGAAAGAUUUGCCCGGUCACGCAGACGAGGUUUACGGAGUGGAUUGGUCUCCUGACGGCCAGAAAGUUGCGUCUGGAGGAAAAGAUAGAGCUCUACGACUGUGGCGGAAAUAA
This is a messenger RNA of Oikopleura dioica, 1473 nucleotides long. The record is from the annotation of a GenBank genome assembly. NCBI's taxonomy places the organism in Eukaryota, Metazoa, Chordata, Appendicularia, Copelata, Oikopleuridae.